AUGGCGCGUGAGGAGCCCUUCCGGGAGGAACUAGCCUAUGACCACAUGCCCACGCUCGAGCGGGGGCGAUCAGACCCGGGGAGUUACAGCCCAGACACGAAGCCCAGCAACCUCCCACUGUCGAGAAGGCUGCCCCGAUGCUUCAGCUACAAGACCCGUGUCUUCUCCGUGCUGAUGGGGAGCUGCCUUCUUGUGACCUUGGGGUUCUCGCUAUACCUGGGGAACGUGUUCCCUUCGGAAAUGGACUACCUGCGCUGUGCGGCCGGCUCGUGUGUCCCCUCAGCCAUCGUCAGCUUUGUGACUUCCAGGAGAGACACCAACGUGAUCCCAAACUUCCAGAUUCUCUUUGUUUCCACGUUCGCUGUCACGACGACGUGUUUGAUCUGGUUUGGAUGCAAACUGGUCCUGAACCCAUCGGCAGUAAACAUAAACUUCAACCUCGUCCUGCUGCUCCUGCUGGAGCUGCUCAUGGCAGCUACUGUGAUCGUCUCUGCCCGGUCCAGCGAGGAGCAUCGCAGAAAGAAGGGUGCUGCCCCUCCAAGCAGCAACACUGCCGAGGAGGGAACAUUCCCAGCGCGGAUCCUGAAAUCCUACUCGGUGGUAGAGGUGAUGGCCGGUGUGUCUGCUGUCCUGGGGGGCGUCGUAGCCCUGAACUUGGAUGACGCAGUCUCAAGCCCACACCUCUCCGGGACAUUCUUCUGGGUCCUGGUGGCUUGCUUUCCAAGUGCCAUUGCAAGUCACGUGACCGCAGAGUGUCCCAGCAAGUGCCUGGUGGAGGUGCUGAUCACCAUCAGCAGCCUCACGGCCCCACUGCUCUUCACGGCCUCCGGCUAUCUGUCCUCCAGCGUGACGCGGACAGUGGAGAUCUUCAGAGAAUACCCACCAGCCAUCAAAGCCUAUGACCUGCUCCUGCUCCUGCUGCUGGUGGUGCUGCUGCUGCAAGGUGGCCUGAACACAGGCACUGCCAUCCAGUGUGUGGACUUCAAGGUCAGCGCCAGGUUGCAAAGAGCUUCCUGGGACAGCCAGCCCAGCCCCAGGGAGCGCCCAAUGGGGGAGGUGGCCAGAAGCCCCCUGAAGGAGUUUGACAAGGAGAAAGCCUGGAGGGCUGUCGUGGUGCAGAUGGCCCAGUGA
This is a messenger RNA of Ochotona curzoniae (black-lipped pika), 1131 nucleotides long. RefSeq names its product modulator of VRAC current 1 (gene MLC1). Lineage: Eukaryota; Metazoa; Chordata; Mammalia; Lagomorpha; Ochotonidae. The record is from RefSeq and is a predicted model, not a curated record. Gene Ontology annotation, biological process: regulation of response to osmotic stress. The transcript has 11 exons. Gene Ontology annotation, cellular component: endoplasmic reticulum; cytoplasmic vesicle; plasma membrane. The coding region runs from base 1 to 1131 and encodes 376 amino acids.